GGCGUGGACUGGUGAAUCAGACGAUAAGAUCCCACAAACACGACACCGUCCUUAUUCCAAGUUCCAAUUUUUCAAUCAAUAUUUGUUGUUUUAUUGUUUUCCAUUUUCGGUCGUCUCUCCCCACCAAUUCUGAGCGGAAGCAUUGCAACAUCUAGAGGGAUGGGCAAGAUGCAGUCUUUCAAGGAACAGUUUUCUUUUGACGAAAGGGCAGAAGAAUCACAGGACAUCAUCGCCAAAUAUCCCGAUCGAGUCCCUGUUGUUGCUGAAAGAUAUUCUAAGUCCGACCUUCCUGAGAUGGAGAAGAGGAAAUUCCUGGUACCUCGUGAUAUGUCGGUUGGCCAAUUUAUCCACAUCUUGGGCGCGAGGCUCCGCCUGACUCCUGGGAAAGCUCUCUUUGUAUUCGUCAAGGAUACAUUACCACAAACAACAAGCUUGAUCGAAUCCUUGUACAAUUCAUCUAAGGACGAGGACGGGUUCCUCUAUAUGUGCUACAGCAGCGAGAAAACAUUUGGCAGCACUCAUAAUGUCAUGUGGCAUGAGCUUUCUCUUGGCUAAUGCUUUUAUUAUAUCUAAGAUAUCAUGUUUGUGGCUGUAAAUAUAUUGAAAAGGUAUGUACACAUUUGUUAUUGGGGCCUUGAAUGUGUUUGUGUUACUGGAAUGUCAAAUGAAAACCAUAUACUCUCUUCUGAUAA
Salvia miltiorrhiza (redroot sage) is the source of this 692-nucleotide messenger RNA. RefSeq names its product autophagy-related protein 8i-like. The record is from RefSeq and is a predicted model, not a curated record. The coding region runs from base 160 to 555 and encodes 131 amino acids. The transcript is spliced from 5 exons. NCBI's taxonomy places the organism in Eukaryota, Viridiplantae, Streptophyta, Magnoliopsida, Lamiales, Lamiaceae. Gene Ontology annotation, biological process: cellular response to nitrogen starvation.